Molecule: messenger RNA, 1337 nt
Organism: Cryptomeria japonica (Japanese cedar)
Lineage: Eukaryota; Viridiplantae; Streptophyta; Pinopsida; Cupressales; Cupressaceae
Product: GDSL esterase/lipase At5g03810
Exons: 6
Coding region: 168-1217 (349 amino acids)
Molecular function (GO): hydrolase activity, acting on ester bonds
Source: RefSeq, a predicted model, not a curated record
CGGAAAUUACCCAUAUGCUGAAAAAAUUGAAGUUGCAGAUUUGUACCACAGUUCGCAGCUCAUAGACCCAUUUACGUGCAAGAUUCUUCUUUAGAUGGAAUGCACUCCUCUGUCUCAUACACAUAUAUAUUACGCGUUAAAUCUUAUGGCAUUAGUAUGCUCAAGAGAUGGAGAUAUCUUUCAUUUUAUUGGUAAGAGCAAUUUUCCUAUUGAUUCUAGGGCAAUGUGUAUUUUCUGCAGAAGUUCCUGCUUUAAUAUUAUUCGGGGAUUCUACAAUAGACGUGGGAAACAACAACCAUCUUCUCACGUUAGCAAAGAGCAACCAUCCUCCCUACGGACGCGAUUUUCCUGGUAAAAGGAUAACCGGCCGGUUUUCCAAUGGAUUGGUAGCCACGGACUACGUUGCAUCUAUGCUUGGACUGGGUUCUGCAACGGUUGGUUAUUUGAAUCCGGAGGCUAAAGGAGAUAACAUAGUGAGGGGCGUUUCAUUUGCUUCUGCAGCAUCUGGUUUCUACCGUGGCACUGCCAAAAUUUAUAAUGUCCUAAGCCUAGAAGAUCAAUUGAAACUGUACAUACAAUACAGAGAAGACUUAGCCCGUGUGGUGGGUGUAGCCAAUGCUUCGACAAUUUUAUCUGACGCUCUUUAUCUCAUAAGCACUGGCAGCAAUGACUAUCUUAACAACUACAACUACAAUAUUUUUCUUCAAAUUGAAUAUAAUCGAAGACAAUACAGAAACCACCUGCUCAAUCUUUUGGCUAAUUUCUUAGAGGAGCUUCGAUUUUUGGGUGUACGUAGAGUGGGGGUGUUAUCUCUUCCUCCGUUUGGCUGCUUACCCUCACAAAUUACACUAUACGGUCUCGGAAAGGAGACUUGUGUAAAAAACCUUAACAAAGAGGCACAAAUUUUUAACUCGAAAAUGCUCAAAUUACUACAGAAAUUGAAUGGAACGGAUGGCAUGAGGCUUGCUUAUGUAGACAUUUUCUCCCAACUCAAGGACGCUGCAAGAUUCCCAGCAAAGUAUGGGUUUGUAGAAGGACGGAGAGGAUGUUGUGGAACAGGGCUUGUGGAAGCAUCGAUCUUUUGUAACAAAUUUAGUAUUGGCACAUGUGCAAACGCUUCAAAAUAUGUAUUCUGGGACAGUUUCCAUCCAUCAGACAGAAUGAGCUUUCUUCUUGCGAAAACCCAGCUUCCAAAAGUUCUCCAUGACUUGUUAUGACAGAUCUACUGUAUUUCGUUUUCGGUGGAUUAGUUUGCCAAUCCUAAUCAUAUUAGCUGGAGUUAGCUUUUCCUAGGUGUUUUCUUGUAAUAUGAGUAUCUUAUAAUAUCAAUAACUACU